Molecule: messenger RNA, 1420 nt
Organism: Asparagus officinalis (garden asparagus)
Lineage: Eukaryota; Viridiplantae; Streptophyta; Magnoliopsida; Asparagales; Asparagaceae
Product: epoxide hydrolase A-like
Exons: 4
Coding region: 208-1158 (316 amino acids)
Molecular function (GO): hydrolase activity
Source: RefSeq, a predicted model, not a curated record
CAGCAUCAUUUCUCUUCCAACCCUUUUGAACAUGACAAGAGCAAGUGUACAUAAAGACAGACAACAAAUCACACAACAAGAAGACCAUGAUCAAUCAUCCCAAGGCAAAAAGAAUCAAACAAAUUCAUCAAAAACCUGCCCACUAACUCAUAUCACAAAUCACAAACCCAGACUCUCAUCUCCAAACUCAACUCAGCUGGUCAAAAAAUGGAAGGAAUAGUUCACCAGACAAUGGACGUGAAUGGGAUCAAGCUCCACGUGGCAGAGAAAGGGGAGGGCCCCACUGUCCUCCUCCUCCACGGCUUCCCAGAGCUCUGGUACUCUUGGCGCCAUCAGAUCCUCGGCCUCGCCGGAAAAGGGUACCGGGCGGUGGCGCCGGAUCUUCGAGGCUACGGGGACAGUGAUAACCCUAGUGUGGUUGCUGCUUACAGCAUUUUUCAUCUUGUUGGUGAUCUUGUUGCUCUUAUUGAUGCGCUUGGUCAGGAUAAAGUGUUUGUGGUUGGCCAUGAUUGGGGUGCACUUGUGGCAUGGCAUUUGUGCAUGUUCAGGCCAGACAAAGUGAAGGCUUUGGUGAACCUCAGUGUGCCUUUCCUCCCUCGGAACCCUACCAUAAAAUUUACAGACUUCUUGAGGUCUCUUUAUGGGGACGAUUUCUAUGUCAGCAGAUUUCAGGAACCUGGGGACAUUGAACAACAAUUCACCCAUAUUGGCACUAAACUAGUCAUGAAAAAGUUAUUCGCAAUUCGCGAUCCAGGGCCUCUUAUGAUACCCAAGGAAGGUUGGGUCUCGCCCGAUGAUCAAAUUGCAUUGCCUUCAUGGCUCUCAGAAGAGGAUAUCGACUAUUAUGCAAGCAAGUUCGAGAAAAAUGGUUUUACAGGGCCAAUCAACUACUAUCGAAAUUUUGACUUAAACUGGGAGCUGACGGAGCCAUGGACAGGGAGUCAGGUCACAGUACCAACCAAGUUCAUCGUCGGUGAUGUCGAUUUGGUGUAUCACUAUUAUCCCGGUAUCCAAGACUACAUACACAAGGGUGGAUUCAAGCAAGAUGUUCCUUUGCUUGAGGAGGUGGUCGUGAUGCCUGGAGUCGCGCACUGGAUCAACCAAGAAAAUCCUCAUGAAGUAACUCAACACAUCUAUGAUUUCAUUCAAAAGUUUUGAAUCCGUCAUCGUCGCCAAAUGAAGUACUUAAAACCGAUCGACUUUGGUUUAUCAAUAAAUGAAUUCUCGGUUUAUUCGAUCGGGCUGAUGAAUCUGCUAGUGUAUUUGGUUUGAAAGUUCUUUUUAGUCCCACACUUGCUGGGAGUAAGGAGCGCAUGUAAUCCUGAAUCUUUCCCAAUCUACUUAUUACGCUGAUCCCCUCUGGGAUCAAAGUCACCUUUCUUAUCACAAUAUGGUAAUAACAGAAUAUAUCAUACUGAUA